This is a messenger RNA of Microtus ochrogaster (prairie vole), 3060 nucleotides long. It is a transcript of the gene Aopep, whose product is annotated as aminopeptidase O (putative). NCBI's taxonomy places the organism in Eukaryota, Metazoa, Chordata, Mammalia, Rodentia, Cricetidae. Gene Ontology annotation, molecular function: metalloaminopeptidase activity; zinc ion binding. The record is from RefSeq and is a predicted model, not a curated record. Gene Ontology annotation, cellular component: nucleolus.
GUGGAAACAUUGCUUGUGAGAGCAGGUGCUUCUUAUUUGGUGAGCCAGCCAUCUGUGAUGCCGAAUGAGUAGAGGAGACCGGAAGCCUCGGCCAAGAUUCAUCAAAGCCACCAACCAGGUCCUGCGCCAUGGACACAAAGCUGGACCCUGCCCGGGAUGAUCUGCCUCUCAUGGCCAACACCAGCCACAUGCUGGUGAAGCACUAUGUCCUGGAUCUGGAUGUGGAUUCUGAAAGUCGAGUCAUUGAGGGCACCAUAGUUCUUUUCUUUGGAGAUGGGAACAGAUUUAAAACACAAGCAAUUUCCUCCCAGGACACCAUCCAGAUGGAGUCAGAGAAAGACUGUACUUUUAGGACAAUGGAACCCUGCCAUGUGCCCAAGAUGGAUGCAAGUACCUUCUCACCUCAGAUGGGGUAUAAUGAAUGUGCAGUCUGUGGUAAAGGUGAUCAAGAUGCCUUUGAUAACGAUGGUAACCAUAACAACCGGGAAUCUGAUUCUGAGAUCUCUAGCUCAAAGUACUGCUGUGACACAGGGAAUCAUGGGAAAGAGGAUUUCUUGCUAGUGUUGGACUGCUGUGAUCUAUCUGUGCUAAAGGUAGAGGAGGUGGAUGUGGCUGCUGUGCCAGGCCUUGAGAGAUUCACAAAGGCUCCCAAGCUUGCAGCCACUCCUGAGAAGCUCAGGCGUGACAUUGUCCGUGACCUGGUGGCUCUGCCUGCAGACGCUUGGAGGGAGCAGUUCGACUGCUAUGCUCGCUGCAGCCAGGCUCCUGGAUGUGGGGAGCUCUUCUUUGACACUGACAGUUGGAGCUUACGGAUCAGGAGGACGGGGGCUCAGACAGCCGCUGACUUUCCUCAUGCCAUCAGGAUAUGGUACAAAACUAAACCUGAGGGGCAGUCAGUGACUUGGACCUCAGACCAGGAUGGCAGGCCAUGUGUUUAUACUAUGGGAUCCCCCAUCAACAACAGGGCCCUUUUUCCAUGCCAGGAACCACCGGUUGCCAUGUCAACAUGGCAGGCUACAGUUCGAGCAGCUGCAUCUUUUGUUGUUUUAAUGAGUGGGGAAAAUUCUGCCAAGCCCACACCACUUCGAGAAGGGUGCAUGAGCUGGCAUUACUAUGUGACCAUGCCAAUGCCAGCCUCCACCUUCACAAUUGCAGUGGGAUCCUGGACAGAAGUGAAGCCUAAGACAUCCCCAUCAGAUGAACUGGUGAUAGAGCACCCUCUCCUGCCUGCAAAAGCUGACUUCAGGUAUGCUGACACCUGCAGUCAUGUAGAAUACCCCUGCCGAUUCCAGGAUGCUUCUGCUGCCACCCAGGAGAUCAUUCCUCACCGAGUGUUUGCCCCACUGUGCCUUGAGGGUGCCUGCCAAGAGGCCCUGCUGUGGCUGGUCCCUCCUUGCCUGUCAGCUGCGCACGCUGUCUUGGGAACACACCCUUUCUCCCGGCUGGACAUACUCAUUGUCCCUGCCAACUUUCCAAGUCUGGGGAUGGCCAGCCCACACAUCAUCUUCCUCUCUCAGAGCACCUUAACAGGCGUGAGCCAUCUCUGUGGGACCCGUCUCUGCCAUGAAAUUGCUCAUGCCUGGUUUGGCCUAGCCAUCGGGGCCCGAGACUGGACAGAGGAGUGGCUCAGCGAAGGGUUCGCCACUCACCUGGAAGAUGUGUUUUGGGCCGAAGCACAGCAGCUGCCCCCCCACGAGGCCCUGGAGCAGCAAGAGCUGAGGGCUUGCCUGCGCUGGCAUCGCCUACAGGAUGAGCUGCGGAACUCCCCAGAGGAAAUGCAGGUGUUGAGACCCAACAAAGAGGACACUGGCCAUGUGAGCUCUUCAGGCGCGUCCGUUGUCAAGCAUGGACUCAACCCAGAGAAGGGCUUCAUGCAGGUUCAUUACUUAAAGGGCUACUUCCUUCUCCGAUUCCUAGCCAGAACACUUGGAAAGGAAACUUACUUUUCGUUUUUAAGAAAAUUUGUACACCUGUUUCAUGGGCAGUUGAUCCUUUCGCAGGAUUUCCUUCAAAUGCUGUUGGAGAGCAUUCCAGAAGACAAAAGGCUCGGCCUGACUGUUGAGAACAUCAUCUGUGAUUGGCUUGAAUGUUCCGGAAUACCUAAGGCGCUGCGGGAGGAGCAGGAGGCCGAGGACUGCAAACGGAGUGGGCUGGCAGGACGAGUGGGCUCAGAGGUGGCGAAAUGGAUCCGACUGAACCGCAGACCCCGAAAACGCAAACGAGGGAAGCAAGAAGCCGCCUUUGAAAAGCUUUCUCCGGACCAGAUCGUCUUGCUUUUGGAGUGUCUCUUAGAGCAGAAGGCCCUGAGCCCCCAGACAUUGCAGCGCCUCCAGCAGACGUACCGCCUCCAGGAGCAGGAUGCCGAGGUUCGCCAUCGAUGGUGUGAACUGGUCAUCAAGCACAAGUACACAAGAGCCUACGAACAGGUGACAAGAUUCCUGCAGGAGGAUCAGGCCAUGGGCGUCUACCUCUAUGGGGAGCUGAUGGUGGGCGAGGACGCCAGGCAGCAGCAGCUUGCCCACAGGUGCUUUGAGCUGGUGAAGGAACACAUGGACAGAGCCUCAGCCCAGGUGGUGUCUGAAAUGCUGUUUUAAAGAGGACAGAUCACAGUGAGACUCUCUUUCCUAUGCCUCCUCCUAGCCCCGAUGGGGCCAGGACUGCACUGACCCUGGACAUCAAAGGGAGGAUCAUGUGGCUGCUAAAGCCAUCAGCCGACAGCAGCGGUCACUCACUUGCAUCUUGGGCUCCCGUGGCAUGUAUAAAAGGCACAUAUAAAGCCUCAUAAACUGUUGCACCUGGCAGCUGCCUUUGUUCCCGGGCCUGGAAAGACUGAGCUCUGACUUGAAGUUGUUCAGAGAGUGAAGAUCCCUCCCUAGGCAGAUGGAGAACCGGCUGCCUGCUGCCAUGGUCUGAGAUGACAGCUUCAUGCGACACCUUCUGUGGCUGGUCCCCAGGGAUUCCGCAGAGUCCUUUUGAUGUGUUCACUCAAUAGAACCUUUCUGUUUUUGGAAAACACAGGAAAGCCUAAGAUGUCUUAAUAAAGUGUCGGAUUUGCUGGUA